AUGGCGGACCAAUUCCUCGGCUUCGAUCUCAGCACGCAGCAACUCAAGGUCGGUUCUGACCUCAAAUUGAUCCACGAAGCCAAAGUCGACUUCGACGCCGACCUCUCUCACCAUGGCAUUGAGAAGGGUGUCCUCACGAACCCUGCUGAGGGCGAGGUCUUCGCGCCCGUCGCGCUCUUCCUCGAAGCCAUUGAUCUUGUUCUCCAGCGGCUGAAAGAGCAGGGCGCGCAGUUUGGAAAGGUGCAAGGCAUUUCGGGCGCGGGCAUGCAGCAUGGGACUGUUUUUUGGAGCCGGGAUGCGGAGAGCAGAUUGGCGAAUUUGGAUGGAGCGAAGACGCUGGUCGAGCAGUUGAAGGAGGCAUUUAGUCAUCCGCACAGUCCAAAUUGGCAGGAUGCGAGUACGCAGAAGCAGUGUGAGGGCUUUGAUACGGCGUUGGGGAGUGAGGCGAAGUUGGCGGAGGCGACGGGAAGCAGUGCGCAUCAUAUUCAACGAUUCCAGGAGAAGUAUCCUGAGGCAUACAAGGCGACUUCGCGGAUAUCGCUUGUAUCCUCGUUUCUGGCGUCUGUGUUCCUUGGAAAGGUAGCUCCGAUUGAUAUCAGCGAUGUGUGCGGCGCAAAUCUAUGGGACAUCAAGAACGGACAAUGGCAAGAAGAUCUCCUAGCACUUGCGGCAGGAAAAAGUGCCGGAGUUGAGGACCUCAAGGCAAAACUUGGACACGUACCAGAGGACGGCGGCGCAAGCUUUGGGACCAUCUCGCCAUACUUCAGUAAACGGUACGGCUUCCCCCCGUCGACACAGGUCAUAGCCUUCACUGGCGACAACCCGGCAACGAUCCUGGCCCUCCCUCUCCGAGCUUCAGAUGCUAUUGUGUCUCUCGGAACAUCAACGACCUUCCUCAUGUCGACAAAUCAAUACAAACCUGAUCCAGCAUAUCACUUCUUCAACCACCCAACCACGGCAGGGAACUACAUGUUUAUGCUGUGCUACAAGAAUGGUGGUCUCGCUCGCGAGCACAUCCGCGACGCUAUCAACAAGACAUCUAGCACCACCGACAAAUCCUGGGACGCAUUCAACAAAACCGCCCUUUCCACGCCCGCCCUCGGCCAAUCCCAGCCCACCGACCCUAUGCGUCUAGGCCUCUUCUUCCCCCGCCCCGAAAUCGUGCCCAACGUAAAAGCAGGAACAUGGCGCUACCUCUACACUCCCUCUUCAUCCGACCUCGCCCCCAUCUCAGACUCCAGCUGGCCCAUCCCCACCGCGGACGCCCGCGCCAUCCUCGAAUCCCAAUUCCUCUCUCUCCGCCUGCGCUCCCAAUCCCUCGUCAACCCCCAGGGCCACCUCCCCGCCCAGCCCCGCAGAAUCUACAUGGUCGGCGGCGGCGCUGUCAACCCGGCCAUUGCAGAGCUCGCAGGUCAAGUCCUCGGCGGCACAGAGGGCGUGUUCAAGCUGGAAAUCGGCGGGAAUGCGUGCGCCCUGGGCGGCGCGUAUAAAGCUGCGUGGGGGGUGCAGCGCCAGGCAGGGGAGAAGUUUGAGGAUUUCCUUGCUGAUAGGUGGAGUGAGGAGAGCUUUGUGAGGAAGAUAUGUGAUGGGUAUAGGGAGGGCGUAUUUGAGAAGUAUGGAGAGGCGUUGAGUGGGUUCGAGAAAGUGGAGGCGAUGGCGAUUAGGGAAGCUGGGCAGGCAGCUGGAGAGGAGGGUGUUGCGAGGGGUGUGCAAGCUUAA
Molecule: messenger RNA, 1719 nt
Organism: Parastagonospora nodorum SN15
Lineage: Eukaryota; Fungi; Ascomycota; Dothideomycetes; Pleosporales; Phaeosphaeriaceae
Exons: 3
Coding region: 1-1719 (572 amino acids)
Biological process (GO): xylulose metabolic process; D-xylose metabolic process
Cellular component (GO): cytosol
Molecular function (GO): D-xylulokinase activity
Source: RefSeq, a predicted model, not a curated record